Brassica napus (rape) is the source of this 936-nucleotide messenger RNA. RefSeq names its product rRNA-processing protein fcf2. Gene Ontology annotation, biological process: RNA processing. The record is from RefSeq and is a predicted model, not a curated record. Gene Ontology annotation, cellular component: nucleolus. NCBI's taxonomy places the organism in Eukaryota, Viridiplantae, Streptophyta, Magnoliopsida, Brassicales, Brassicaceae. The coding region runs from base 180 to 764 and encodes 194 amino acids. Gene Ontology annotation, molecular function: RNA binding. The transcript is spliced from 6 exons.
GUCAAGGCUUAACCCUAUUUUUUUUUCCUGACAUAUUAGGCGGCGGUGAAGCUUUUACCGGCGUCAGAAGCUUUGUGACUAGUUCGUGCUCUAUCCUCUUUCUCAAACCGAACUAGCCUUCUCCAGACGACUUCUCCGAACCUUCUUUGUUCAGACCACCAACUGCAGUUUAGAUAAUAAUGUCGGAGGUUAAACCAUUGAUUGGUCUUAAAUGGGAACCGAAGCUUCCAAGCUUAGCUUUAGACUCCAAAACUGGCUCCAGCUCAAGUAAAGUUGCUGAGAGUGGUUCUUCUCUCUGGACGUCUAAGUCAGAGCUAGUUGAUGGUCUUUGUCUCCCGCCUACUGAUCCAAAGAAAGUCAACAAGAUGAUGAGAAAGCAACUCAAAGACACCACUGGUUCAAACUGGUUUGAUAUGCCUGCACCUACAAUGACUCCUGAGUUGAAAAGAGACCUUCAGUUACUUAAGUUGAGGAAUGUUAUGGAUCCUAAGAAACAUUACAAGAGAGUUGCGUCCUCUUCUAAACUAGCUGAAAAGUAUUUCCAGGUUGGUACAGUAAUUGAACCAGCACAAGAGUACUUUGAUAGAGUCACAAAAAAGAAUAGGAAAACAACUCUUGCUGAAGACUUGGUGUCAGAUCCCAAAUUUUCUCAGUACAGGAAGCGUAAAGUGAGGGAGAUUGAAGAGAAGAGCAGAUCAAAUCAGGAUAAGAAGUGGAAGAGAAAGGGGAGUGACUCCAAGAAAACAAAACAUAGAAGGCACUGAACUGCUGCAUUUAUCAGAGAAUAUGAUCUCACUUUUGGUUCACCGUACCUUGUAAUGACUACUACUCUUGUUGUUUUACUGUCUUAAUUUAAAGGAUUGGUUCUGUUGUUUCCAUGUCGGAUGAUGAAACAGCUUUGAUGGAAAUUAAAUAGAUCAUAAGAGUAUUUUUUGA